Molecule: messenger RNA, 960 nt
Organism: Capsella rubella
Lineage: Eukaryota; Viridiplantae; Streptophyta; Magnoliopsida; Brassicales; Brassicaceae
Product: transcription factor MYBS3
Exons: 3
Coding region: 72-767 (231 amino acids)
Biological process (GO): response to ethylene; response to gibberellin; response to auxin
Molecular function (GO): zinc ion binding; DNA binding
Source: RefSeq, a predicted model, not a curated record
UUCAACAUCAUCUCUCUCUCUCUCUCUUUUUCUCUCUGUCCCUCCUCUCCUUCUCUUUCUCAUUCAUUGCAAUGGGUAGAAGAUGCUCACACUGUGGAAACGUAGGGCAUAACUCAAGAACAUGUUCUUCUUACCAUACAAGAGCCAUUAGGCUCUUUGGUGUUCAUCUAGACACCACAAGCUCUUCUCCGCCACCUCCUUCUCCUCCGUCGAUUUUAACCGCCGCAAUGAAGAAAAGCUUCAGCAUGGAUUGCUUGCCAGCAUGCUCCUCCUCUUCCUCUUCCUUCGCCGGUUACCUCUCCGACGGUCUCUCCCAGAAAACACCCGACCGCAGAAAAGGGGUUCCAUGGACGGAGGAAGAGCACCGGACGUUUCUAAUUGGGUUAGAGAAGCUUGGAAAAGGAGAUUGGAGAGGGAUCUCAAGAAACUUCGUCGUCACGAAAUCGCCGACACAAGUGGCAAGUCAUGCUCAAAAGCACUUUCUCCGGCAAACAACCACUCUCAAUCACAAGAGACGCCGCACCAGCCUCUUCGAUAUGGUUUCGGUCGGCAAGGUUGAAGAAAACAGUACUCUGCAAAGUAUAUGUAAUGAUCAUAUUGAGUCGACCUCAAAGGUUGUUUGGAAACAAGGAUUACUAAAUCCUAGUCUUGGAUAUCCAGAUCCGAAAGUAUCAGAGUCGGGUAACUCUGGUGGACUCGAUCUUGAGCUGAAGCUUGCGUCCAUUCAAUCUCCUGAAUCGAAUAUUAGACCUAUUAGCGUUACGUGAAAACAAUAUAUACACAUAACUAGUUUAAAUUUUAAAAGCUUUACAUAUAUAAUCACCGAUCCUGUCUAAUUUGAUUUUUGAUCCAUCUUAGUUACUUUGAUAAAUUUGGUGAAUAUUUUAUGCUGUACUGUGAGACUUUUGUCUUGGAUCCAUACUUUUUUCCUCUAUAAUUAUUUGAAUUCAAAACCGAGAC